ACAGGCCGGCGGAGGAUUGUCGUAAGAAGUGGCAGGGCAUGAUGGCUGCAGGGAAGUUGAUUCUCGACAAGUGUGAGAAUGCUUCGGGCAAACCUUCAUACUGGACAUGACUAUGGAGCAGCGGAAGGCGGAGCAGGUGUCAGUAGGCUUUGAGAAAGUGUUGUGGGAAGUGAUGGAGUGGCAAGUGAAUUGGCCCUCCAUCAAGUGUAACAACACGCUGGUGUCAAAGAACCUGCCGGGUAACGCGGGAGGGCCAUCAACGGAGACCGGUCCACCACAACCCUCAUCGGGGAAAAGUAGUUCCGAUGGUAGAGCAACGGAAGAUUCCAACAGUGCAGCGAAGACGCGGAGGACGAAUACCGACAAAGCGAGGAUGGACGGCACGACCAGCGGUGGGACAGUAUUGGGGAGGGCGAUGGAGGACACAACACGGUCGUACAACGAAGGUCUGGAUAAGGUCGCUACCACUCUGGCGAAGGCAAAGUCGGAGGCCGGCUCAGCGAUUGCAGCGAAGAUUGGUGACGUCGCAGAUGCCAUGCGUGGGGGGAACACCGUCCUUGAAAUGUUUGUGGGGGUUCUUGCGAGGCGCGGGGGUGGGGGAAACAGCGGUGCACAGUGGAGGGCGGGCACAGACUCCUCGUCAGAGUCGUCACAUCAGCAGUGCCACGUCAGCAGUGCCACAUCACAGUGCCAAGUCACAGUACCACGUCAGCAGUGCCACGUCACAGUGCCAGAUCAGCAGUGCCACGUCAGACACAGUGCCACGUCAGCAGUGACGUUCAACAUAGUGUCACGUCAGCAGUGCCACGUCAGCAGUACCACGUCAGACGCAGUGCCACAUCAGCAGUGCCACGUCAGCAACAUGACGGGCCUACCAGGUCAACUGGCCAAUGAGACCAUUGCCGCCUACAAGCAGCGUUGCCUGGCUCAGAUAGAGGUUGAGGAACAACGCCUGCUGGCAGUCGAGGCUGCCCGCAUACAAGCUGAAGAGGCAGCAGCAGCAGAGAAAUUGCGGCUACAGGCCGAUGCAGAAGCAGAUGCCCAGGCUCGCCGAAAGGAAGCCCAGGAUCUGCUGCAGCGGCAUGAAGCCAACAGCAUCGACAGACUCAAGUACUGGCAUUUUAAACCGAACGGCGACGACGCAACACCGGAAGAAAAGCACAAGGAGUUCCUCUCCAAACUCGUGACGUUGUUGUUGUAUGCUUGCAACUACCAAAGGUCAGAGUUGGAGAGACAGCACCGGGACCUGACGCAACAGCAUCAGGAGUUGGCGACGCUCCACCGCACAGUGCAGAGCCACGAGGAUGCAACUCGGGCACUCAAUGCCCGAUUGUUGGACCUGGAACAGGCUGUACCAGGACCAGCUGCUGGAGCUUCYAGCAGUGCACCCUUAAGCCGCCAACUGGAGGACCGCGUUGACCACGUAGUGGCAAUGCUCGGCGACAUCAGCACCUUUGCUGCGCCAACCACCACCAUCAGCAAUCAGCUGCAUACACUGAAGACCGAGGUCCAGAAGCUGCAGUCGACAAACGCGGACGACAAUCCAAAGAUGUACAAGAUGCCAACUUUCAACCUGGAGAGGUUCGACGACUACACGCAGCAGGAUCCCGUCCUCUGGUGGGAAGCAUUCACAACGCAACUCAGGAUUCUGCCAGUAGCCAAGCACGCGUACAUCGGCGCCCUGUUCCUGAACUCAAAGGGCGGAUGCCAGACUUGGUUGAGCCACCUGGCAACCUCCCACGGCGUCGACGUACCAGACUUGAAGGACGUAAUCACAUGGGAGGAACAGACACGGUUGUGGAAGAAGCAGUUCAUCGUCGACGACGUGCCGGCACUCGCCAUCAACCGUUUGUUCACCAUGUCACAGGGCAACACAGCAACACGGGACUGGCUCACGGAGUGGCAGAAGAUUGCGGUUGUGCCCAAUCUGAACCUACCAUUCGAGCAUCUACGCCGUGAGUUCUACAACAGGUCAUGUGCGGCAUUGAGCCAGACUCUUGGUGAUCGCGAGCAGUACUCAACCUUCGCGGAGAUCAUUGACAAAGCGAGGGAGAUCAUCAAGACCAACAGGUCAGCUGCACACGAGAAAUCAACAUCAUGGCAGCCGACCUAUGUGGAGAAGGUACGAACUGUUUCCCGAGCUGAGGCGGGGUCGCACAUCCUCCUUGCCCUGAUCUUGGCACAGGGAGGUCUUGUGCUUGGUGCUGUUGCACCAAUAGCAGCUGCCGUAGCGGCCGCGGAUCUUGUACUCCGCCUCGGUCAAGCCAAACUUGACCCAUGGAAACUGUCCUGGCUGUCCAUUUCCGGCCGCCCACGUGUCCGGAGGAAGUCCCAGCCUACGCAAGUCACUCUCGCAGACGGUCAUACGCACAAGUCCAUCGACCGAUGCAUUGACGCCGUCCUAGUGUACUUUGCCCCCCACGCAAGUGAGGCGGUGUCCUUCGACAUUCUGGACACCAAAUUCGACAUGAUCUUGGGCAUGUCAUGGCUGCGAAGCAAGGAUCACCCUGUGAACUUCUUCAACCGCACCGUUCACGUUCAUGACCGGAACGGAGUAUUAGUUUCAUGCACGGUGCCUUUUCCUCAUCCUUCGAUCAGCUGCCACGUGGUAUCCGCCGCAAGCAUGCGAGCUUCCAUCAUCAGAGACGACAUCGAGGAGAUGGGGGGGUGUUUUCUCCACGCCCUCCCGCCACAUGACGCUUCAUCGACGGACUCACGUUCGGAUCCACGCAUCACCGAACUUCUCGACGCCUACAGCGACGUGUUCGAAGGCCCGCAUGGAGUAGUACCGGAUCGACCCAUCCGCCACAAGAUCAUCCUCGAGGACGGGGCCGUACCUCCGCGCGGUUGCAUCURCCGAAUGAGCRAGGAAGAGUUAAGUGUGCUUCGGGCACAACUCGACGACCUUCUAGGGAAAGGCUGGAUUCGGCCUAGCUCAUCGUUAUACGGUGCUCCUGUUCUCUUCGUCCGGAAGAAGAACAAGGAUUUGCGGUUGUUUAUCGAUUAUCGCAAGCUCAACGCGCUGACGAUCAGGAACGCCGGCCCUCUCCCACGCAUCGACGACCUUCUCGAGCGAUUGGGCRGCGCCCAGUUCUUCUCUAAGUUGGAUCUCAAGUCAGGGUACCACCAACUCGAGAUUCGCAAGGAGGAUCGCUACAAGACCGCAUUCAAGACUCGGUAUGGGCAUUUCGAAUGGCUGGUCAUGCCAUUUGGCCUUACGAAUGCCCAAGCCACUUUCCAAGCGGCUAUGACGACGGAGUUCCGACACAUGCUGGAUCGUUUCGUACUUAUAUACCUCGACGAAAUUCUGGUUUACAGCCGGAGUCUGGACGAGCAUGUGGAACACCUGCGCACCGUUUUGGAGCGGCUACGACAGGCCAAGUACAAAGCAAACUGCGACAAGUGCGAGUUCGCACAGCAGGAGCUAGAGUACUUGGGACACUAUGUGACGCCGCAAGGCAUCCGUCCGCUUGCAGACAAGAUCGAGGCCCUACGAGUAUGGUCCGAGCCCACCAACACAACGGACGUUCUGGCCAUCAUGCACAACGAAGAGGAGACGGAGCACAUUGUGAGGGCGAUGUUCGCCGCUUAUCAAUAUAGGUGUCUCAAUGAUUUCGGCAGUCCAUUCGGAGUGAGAGGCAUGCCAAAUUUCGCGGGACUCGUCAUAGCCGUAAUCAUGGCAGCCGGUGUUCUCCCACGAGCAUCACCGCGAUGGUGGGUUAAGCCAAGGGCAGGUGGGGCAUGGAAGAAUAUGACACGAGUGGAUGCUGCUCGGGGAGACUACUUUCAUGACAACAUCCGCAUGGGAGAGGAGGUGUUCAGAAGCAUCGUUGCGAACAUGCGACCCCACUUGACGAGAAUGUGUAUGAAGUACCAUGCCCCUACUAUACCUGAGCAAUUGGUUGCGUAUGCGUUGUACCGAUGGGCGACGGGGGAGUCCUUCCCCUGGCCAAAAGAGAAGCCCUCAGAGCUGUAGGACAAUAUCAGACGAAUGUGAGGUCCCCGGCCUCGAGUGGAACUUCACUUCAUAAAAAAAAAAAAUAAAGACUAGUAAAGAGUGAAGUUCAGG
Chara braunii is the source of this 4069-nucleotide messenger RNA. NCBI's taxonomy places the organism in Eukaryota, Viridiplantae, Streptophyta, Charophyceae, Charales, Characeae. The record is from the annotation of a GenBank genome assembly.